AUGGCAUCCUUGGAUGCUGCUGGACAUCUGGCGAGGGUCUCCACCAUAUGCGUCUUCCACUGGACCUGCAUCAAAGCAAAGGAGCGCCUCGCUACGAGUUCCCCACAGAACAUCUCAACGAUGCUGGACAGUCAGCGCAGGCCAUUUCACUGCGACUAUCACAGCAAGCGGGAGCGGCAGGCAAUGGCAACGGGCACUGUCACUUCUCCACGAAGCACUUGUCACAAAGGUGGAGGUCAGCAUCGCCAGUUACAACGCUGGGAUCAGCGCAUGCCAGAAAGCCAAGCAAUGGCAGCUGGCGCUGUCGUUGCUCAGCGAGAUGUGGGAGGCGAGGUUGGAGCCCGACACCAUCUCAGCUACAACGCCAGCAUCAGCGCGUGCGGGACAGGCAGGCAGUGGCAGCGGGCUCUGCGGCUGCUCAGCGAGAUGUGGGAGGCGAAGCUUGUGGCCAACUUACAACGCUGGGAUCAGCGCGUGCGAGAAGGGCGGCCAGUGGCAGCAUGCCCUCGCGCUGCUGCGCGAGAUGCGGGAGGCGAUGCUGGAGCCCGAGGUCAUACCAUCUACAACGCUGGGAUCAGCGCUUGCGAGAAAGGCCGGCAAUGGCAGCAGGCUCUGUCGCUGCUGAGCAGGAUGUGGGGCGCAAAGGUGGAGCCCGACCCCUGGUCAGCUACAACGCUUUGA
Prorocentrum cordatum is the source of this 681-nucleotide messenger RNA. The record is from the annotation of a GenBank genome assembly. Lineage: Eukaryota; Dinophyceae; Prorocentrales; Prorocentraceae.